Apis laboriosa (Himalayan honeybee) is the source of this 1104-nucleotide messenger RNA. RefSeq lists its product as uncharacterized. Gene Ontology annotation, molecular function: protein dimerization activity. The transcript has a single exon. Bases 7 to 1104 code for a protein of 365 amino acids. NCBI's taxonomy places the organism in Eukaryota, Metazoa, Arthropoda, Insecta, Hymenoptera, Apidae. The record is from RefSeq and is a predicted model, not a curated record.
ACGAGAAUGACCACUUACGCCAGUUUCCAGCAAUACGAGGUGUUGGAUUCGGAGGGUUACGGGUCGGCGAGUAGCCCGGAAUCGAAUCCGCGUAGCUGGGCCCAACAGGAGAUAUACCCUCAACCACCGAGAUCUAGGGGUAGCAGUUGCGGGAGCGUGAGCUCGGUCGAUUGUCAGAAUCGCGAGUACCAGGAGAUCGGCGCGACGAACGCCACUUUCCGCUUGGCCGCCACCCCCGCUUCCUUCAACCUCGAAACCGAGUUCUACGAGUCCCCUUACUAUCAACAACAAGCUUGCCGGAACGAGCAUCAUCAUCAUCGCCAUCAUCAUCAUCAUAAUAACAAUAAUAAUCAUCAUCAUCAUCACCACCAUCAUCAUCAUCAUCAUCAUCAUCGUGAUCACGAAAUCGGCCACUCCUCGAGCGGAUGUAACUCGAGGACGAUGAGGGAGAAGAACGAGUGCGCGAACGUUUACGACGGAUGUGUGACCGUGGCUCGUGCCGAUUUCUCCACCACCAGUCAGGAUGGUAAACAGAACGUGCCGCCAAAAAUGGAUCAGCAACAUCAUCAUCAUCAUCAUCAGCGCAACAUGGAUACGGGGAACGACAGGUGCGAUUUCGUUGGGCAGAGCGAGGAGAGCUUCUUCGGUAUCCCGAAAGGUGAUGGUGGUUUUUUGGCUAGGAAUAAUAGCGGGGAGAACUCUUAUGGACAAAGAGGCGACAUUGUUUAUUUGGGUGGCACGUACACCCAUGUGCAGAGGAACGAGGGCUACGUUGUCGAGCAGGGCGAGGGGGAGGGCGGGAAGCGCGACACGGCCAGGUACCAGGGGAAGAUCGAAUACACGUCCGGUGAAAAGACAAGGGAGAACGUGCAUCACAACAGGAUGAAAAACGGGACGACGCCUGGUAUAGAGGUGUUGAGGAAGAGACGGCUGGCCGCGAACGCGCGGGAAAGAAGAAGGAUGAACAGUCUGAACGACGCGUUCGAUAGACUGAGGGACGUGGUACCUAGUUUGGGCAACGACAGAAAGCUGAGCAAGUUCGAGACUCUGCAAAUGGCGCAGACUUAUAUCGCGGCGUUGUACGAGUUGUUGCAAAGAGAGUGA